AUGACAGAUGCUGUUUAUUCUGUUGAAAUUCCUUCUGAAUUCAUAGUACUUGCUAAAUAUGCUAAAGAACUUAUUCCAUACUCAAAAUGUCAAAUUUGGCAAAAUUUUCUUACAACCUGUCGAAAUCAACCAAUACUGUGCUCACAAGCAAGUGCUAAUCCAAUCCUAUCUGUUGACAAGUCAGAUAAAGUUGUUGCAACUAGUACAGAAAUAAAUGUAAAAAGUAUUGAAUCUGAAAAACAAGAUAAUGAAUUACACGUGUCUUAUUCAGAAUCUUGUUAUUCAAUCUUACAAGCAGAUAUAAAACUAUUUCAUAUAUUUAUCAAUCGACUGAUACAUAGUUGUUCGAAAUGGGAAAUUCUACCGAUUUCACAAUCAAUUAAACUGUUUCCUAAUAUGCAUAAUGAUUUGGAUUAUUUAAAACACAACUUUAAUGUUAAUAGUAUUAAAUUUUUUACAACAUUAUUUGACUAUAAUAAGAAUUUGAGUUAUAUCAAUCAUGUUUGUCAAGGAUGCAUAAAUUUAUUUGAUCUAUUUCAAAUUCAACUUGACAAUAGUAAAAUUAUGCUUACUGAUGUAUUACAAAUAAAUGAAAAUACCAAUGGGAAAACUUUCUUAACCAUAUAUCAAACUUUUCAUCAACGUAUUUAUGUUCGUUAUUCAACAAAAAUGAACAAAAUAUUUUCUUAUUAUGGUUCAGCCUUAGAACUAGUAAAAUUUCUUUAUUCUCUUUCAGCAUCCGAUGUCGAUAAUCUACGUGAAACAGUCAACGGUUGGGAUGAAACAUUAAUCAAUACAAAAACAAUUCUCGAUUUAGUCACAUUGAAAACAUUUCUAGAUCAACUUAGUGAUAGAAUUAAAAUGAUUCAAGAACAAUCAUCAUCAAUUCUUACAUUAGAUAGGGUUACAGCUUGUGUUGAACGUUUAUUGGAAGUGGAUCAAUCGAAAACAAUAUUUGAAUGCUUCGAGUCUUGUCAUCUAUUAUUACCUAGUAUCCAAUAUAUUUACAUGAAUUUGACAGAAAGAAGACUUUCGAAAAGACGACAAAUUUUAAACAUUAUGAAAAAUGUUUCAUUUAGCUUUAAAAGUCUUGGCCAACAAGGACUCAAAGAACCUUACGAAUUAAAUUAUAAUUAUGACAUUACAAUAAAUUUCAAUGAACUUAGUGAUCUUCGUGAUCGUGCACGACUUAUCGAAUAUUCGAAUAGAAUUAAAACACAAGAUGAUAUAGAACAAGAUACUGAAAUGCUUCAUUCAUUCGUUUCUUUUGUUGAUACUAUUGAAAACAUAAUCAGAAACUUGACACAACUCAAUAUGGUUGGUUACCCUUGUGUUCAAUCUCUUCUAGAAUCAAGCAAAACUUUUACAUGUAUUGAAGGCAAAUACAAUAAAUUAAUUGAAUUUGAACAGACAAUUGAAAAAUUACGAGUUGAAUGGGAAUAUCAUUUGUGUGAAUUAUACAAAGAACAUAUCUCAUUAACCUAUUUCUUUUAUCAACAAUUUUGGAUAGUCGAACGUUAUUUGUACAAUCGAACGACAGUUAUCAAUAAUGCUUAUCAUUUGCUUAAGUAUAUUGGUAUACAACCUGAACUAAUUCAAUACGAUUUUCUACUCGAUAUGAACCAAGAUCCAGUAAAUCGUCUUAAAAAAGUUGGUCAAAUGUUAUCAACUCAAAAAACUAAAAUCAUAGAAAUAAAUGAACAAAAAUAUUUGACUAAUAAUAGAGUACUACUAGUUCAAACAUCUGAUGAAGGUAUUAUGCGUGCUAUACUUUCUCUCUUUACAUUUGUUCAAGUACCAGCUAGAUUUAAUCGAUUAUUUUAUUGUACAGAAAGAACAACUUGGAUGGAAAUGCGAGCAUUUGCCUAUCGUUGUUUCUAUUCAGAAAAAUUUCACCAACUUAUUCGACCGGAACUGUUAACAUUAUCAGUUCAGGAUAAAUUUAUUGAACUUUUACAUCAAAUGAUUAGUUCGCAACCAGAUCGUCGUUUUCAAUUUGGUAUUAUAACCGCAUCAUCAAGUAUAAAUCAGCAAUUAAUUAAUAGUUUGAAAGCUCUGGAGCUUGUUCACGAGAUCUAUGAUUACCAAAUGUUGAAUAUAAUCAAACUCAAAGAAGAAAUUGAGAAAUUAAAUAAAAAAAAUUGUUUUCUUGUCACAUCGCCUAUCGCUGGUCUUGGCAAAUCGACUAUUAUUCGAAACAUAAUACAUGAAUCUGGUAAAGAAUACAUAAAAUUUCCGAUUAGUGGUAACAUCGAUAUGGAAAGUUUGGUAACACGUUUUUGCAAUUGUGCAAAUGAUUCAUCAUCAUCAUCAAAAAUAGCUAUUCAUAUCGAUAUUGGCGUUAUUCAUGAUAUUAACCAAUUAAAUGAAUUCCUAUAUUCUAUUAUUCUGUUUCGUAGUUUUCGUUGUGAAUCCGUGGCUAUCAAUGUUGAUGUUGAUGUACCAAUAUAUAUCGAACUUGAUUCAUCUCCACAAAUGACAAGUCUAUUUGAAAAAAUAAUUAUUUUGCAAAAUCUUGAAAAACUUCAAAUUCUUCUUAUCGAAUGGAACCAAAUGAAUAUUCAUUAUUUAGUAGGUAUUCAAUUAGUUAUUAAUUAUCUUCAAGCAAUUAAUGAACAGACAAUUAAUGAAAAAGAUAUUAAUGAAGAAAAUUUGGAUGAAAUUGACAAAAUGACUUGUGCAAAACUUUUACGAAAACAAUUUAUAGGCAAAAAAGAUAAUAAACAAAUUAGUUGGACACGAUUAAAAAUUUUAGUGACAAUAUAUCAUUAUUUAUUUUCGGGUUUCUCGAAGUGUGGUUAUUUUCUUUCUGAAUUUACAGAAAAUUCAUCACUUCGCAUGGAUAUUCUUCAACAUCUACUCGAAUCGUCUGAUCAAUUUACAUCUUUGUCAGUUGAAUCUGUACGAAAAAAUCAACGUUCAACAAGUAAUGAUAACCUUAAACUAGAUGAAGCAAUUAUUCGAUGGGAUAAAUUACAACCAUUUACAGUCAUAUUUACUGAUUCGAAUGAUCCAUUAUUUGUCUUUAAAAAAAGAAAUGAUAUACCACGUUCACUAAUCAAUGCAACUAUAGCACCAGUUCGAAAAAGGUUUUUUAAUCGAUUUUUAUUUUUCAAUAAAGAAAAAGCAGAACGACAACGACAAAAACAACAAGAAUUAUUAUUUCCUGAUCAUAAUCAACUUAAACAUUCAGAUUUUUUCAUGAGACUUGCAUCACUAUCGCCAAAAUAUUUUAUCAAAUCGGUAUGUAACAUUUGUUUUAAACAGCAUGAAUACAAUGCCCAAAUAUGUAUGAAUUGUGGAAACAAAGGUCAAUUGAUUCGACCUAAAAAAGAAGAAGAAGAAUUCAAAGAUUCAGAUAUCAAAGAAUUUCAACUGAAAUUUGCAAAUAUAUUCGAAAAAGAAUACGUAUGGACAGCGGAUAAUUAUGUUAAAGCACUUUUAAUAUAUUUAAGGGUGCAAUGCCGUCUUCCUGUUAUACUUAUUGGUGAAACAGGUAAUAUUAAGUAUUCAUGCGAUCAUCUAUUAUAUAAAUAA
Messenger RNA from Rotaria sordida, 3537 nucleotides. The record is from the annotation of a GenBank genome assembly. Lineage: Eukaryota; Metazoa; Rotifera; Eurotatoria; Philodinida; Philodinidae.